CUUAACAUUGUUUUGGCGGGAAACUUUCCACUUGCCCUUUAUCUCCCGCUCAAAAGACAUUUUAGGUUAAGACUCGUCUUCAAGACUACUAAACUACUGAUUUCCAGUUUCACCAGACUACUUCUAUUUUUCUGAUAGAAACUGCGGAGAAGAAGAAGAAGAAACCCUAAAGGUAACAGAAAAAUGGAUGCAUUUGGUGGUUAUUUCGUGGACGAGAAAGCUGUUCGUGUUGAGAAUAUCUUCUUAGAGUUCCUCAAGAGUUUCAAGGUAGAAACAAAUGCAGCGGAACCAUAUUAUGUAUCAGAAAUCGAAGAGAUGAAAGCAAAAGAAUCGACAACCAUGUUUAUUGAUUUCUCACACGUUAUGCGUUAUAAUGAUGUUCUUCAGACAGCUAUUUCUGAAGAGUAUUUGAGGUUUGAGCCGUACUUGAAGAAUUCGUGUAAGAGAUUUGUAAUGGAGCAGAGACCGACAUUCAUUGGUGAUGAUAACCCUAAUAAAGAUAUAAACAUUGCUUUUUACAAUAUCCCCCUUUUGAAGAGAUUGAGGGAGUUAUCAACUGUGGAAAUUGGAAAAUUAGUUUCGAUAACGGGUGUUGUCACUCGAACUAGUGAGGUUAGGCCUGAGCUUCUACAAGGCACUUUCAAGUGCUUGGAUUGUGGUGGUGUUGUAAAGAAUGUUGAUCAGCAAUUCAAAUACACAGAGCCGAUAAUUUGCGUGAAUCCAACAUGUUCAAAUCGAGCAAGGUGGGUCUUGAUUCGCCAAGAUAGCAAAUUUGCAGAUUGGCAAAGAGUCAGAAUGCAGGAGACGUCUAAAGAAAUACCGGCGGGAUCCCUUCCUCGGUCAUUGGAUGUCAUCCUCCGUCAUGAGAUUGUUGAACAUGCAAGAGCUGGUGAUACGGUCAUUUUUACGGGUACUCUGGUUGUAAUACCGGAUAUACUGGCACUAGCUUCACCAGGGGAGAGAGCGGAAUGCCGAAGGGAGGCACCCCAGCGGUCUGGCAGUGGACAUGAAGGUGUCAGGGGUCUUCGUGCACUUGGAGUGAGAGAUCUCUCUUAUCGACUUGCCUUCAUCGCCAAUUCAGUGCAGGUGUCUGAUGGACGAAAGGAUAACGACAUUAGGAAUAGAAAGAAGGAUGCUGAUGACGAAGACUGCCAGAAAUUAACGAAAGAAGAGGAGGCUGAAAUUCAUGGGAUGAGGAACACCCCUGAUUUCUUCAAUAAAAUUGUGGAUAGCAUUGCCCCCACUAUAUUUGGUCACCAAGAGAUUAAACGAGCUAUCCUUCUUAUGCUCUUAGGUGGUGUCCACAAGUUCACUCAUGAAGGGAUCAACCUCAGGGGUGACAUUAAUGUUUGUAUAGUUGGUGAUCCCAGCUGUGCAAAGUCUCAGUUUCUUAAGUAUACCACAAACCUGGUUCCACGAUCCGUCUACACAUCUGGAAAAUCCUCUUCCGCCGCAGGUUUGACAGCAACUGUAGCCAAAGAACCAGAAACCGGGGAGUUCUGUAUUGAGGCUGGUGCUCUUAUGCUGGCUGAUAAUGGCAUCUGUUGUAUCGACGAAUUUGAUAAAAUGGAUGUUAGAGACCAGGUUGCCAUUCACGAAGCUAUGGAACAACAGACGAUAAGCAUCACAAAAGCAGGGAUACAAGCAACUUUAAAUGCCCGGACAUCUAUUUUAGCUGCUGCCAACCCCACUGGAGGACGUUAUGAUAAAUCGAAACCCCUCAAGUACAAUGUGGCCCUUCCUCCUGCUAUCCUUUCGAGGUUUGAUCUGGUGUAUGUAAUGAUCGACGAACCAGAUGAUCAAACUGAUUACCACAUUGCCCAUCACAUUGUAAGGGUUCAUCAGAAGCAUGAAGAGGCACUUUCCCCUGCAUUUACUACUGCACAACUGAAGCGUUAUAUUGCACAUGCCAAGACUCUGAAACCUAAGCUAACCCCAGACGCAAAGAAAGUGCUGGUGGAGUCUUAUGUUGCUCUACGAAGGGGUGAUACAGCUCCUGGGGGUAGAGUGGCUUACCGGAUGACAGUUAGGCAGCUUGAAGCACUGAUUAGGCUGUCGGAGGCUAUUGCUCGAAGUUAUUUGGAGCAUCAGGUAGAGCCACGCCAUGUCCGCGUGGCUGUGAGGCUGCUAAAAACAUCGAUAAUCAGUGUUGAAUCGAGUGAGAUCGAUUUGUCCGAUUUCCAAGAUAUAGUAUAUGAUGAUAUUGGUGGAAGCAGAGCAUCUGGUCAAGGCGAUGCUCAGCCAAGUUAUGAGGCUGCUGCACCUGGAAAUCAGGAGAGCGGAUCAGGGACCGGUACCCGUCAAGGAAGGAAACUAGUGAUAACUGAUGAGUACUUUCAGAGGGUUACACAAUCUCUUAUUUUGCACCUUCGACAGCAUGAAGACACUGUAGCACAGGAUGGGACUGGCUUGGCGGGAAUGAGACAAAAGGAUUUGAUUCAAAUGUACAUCGCUCAGCAGAACGAAAAAUCAGCAUACAGUUCUUUGGAUGAGGCUGCGAAAGAGGUUGACAAAGUCAAAGCUAUAAUUGAGAGUUUGAUAAGAAGGGAAGGCCAUCUGAUAGUUCUAGACGACGGAAGCACAGCGACAGAAGGUGAACAAGAGUUAUCAACUAGAGAUAGAAGGAUUUUAGCUGUUGCACCAAACUAUGUUGUUGAUUGAUGCAACAAAGACAUCUCGUCCCACCGUGAUCUGAACAUCAUUAUCCACCAUCCCAGAGUGAGCUCCAUGCAAAAUCCAUAGUAUAAGCUUUCACAAAUGCACAUAACUUACUAAAAUUCAUUUGAGUAACUGAAAUGCUGUCAUACUUCUGUCCAUGAUGUUUUAUGAUCAUAGAAGAACCUUGUAGCAUCCAGUUGGACAAAUACAUGCCGUGAACUUCUCAUGAAUCACUUUUUGUUUCUUUCACGGAGGGGAACUUUGCAUCUUUGUGAUGACUAAAGAUUGUGUGUACAUUUCUUUGAAGAAAAUGCAAAUGGUCAUUCCUCCAUCCUCAUGUUCGUUAUGUUUAGAACGAGUCUUCUCACGUAUCAUGUCUUUUAUUCAAGCUAUAUAUAUUUAUCUGUUUCAUCUCCCGACAUGGUUGGUCUAUUUCUCUGGAAUCUCGGUCAGUUGUUGGAUGAUAUGGUUUGGAUAUAAUCAAGCUAAUGCUUAUUCAAG
This is a messenger RNA of Papaver somniferum (opium poppy), 3159 nucleotides long. RefSeq names its product DNA replication licensing factor MCM6-like. The coding region runs from base 184 to 2661 and encodes 825 amino acids. Gene Ontology annotation, cellular component: MCM complex; nucleus. Gene Ontology annotation, biological process: mitotic DNA replication; double-strand break repair via break-induced replication; DNA replication initiation. The transcript is spliced from 18 exons. The record is from RefSeq and is a predicted model, not a curated record. NCBI's taxonomy places the organism in Eukaryota, Viridiplantae, Streptophyta, Magnoliopsida, Ranunculales, Papaveraceae. Gene Ontology annotation, molecular function: ATP binding; single-stranded 3'-5' DNA helicase activity; single-stranded DNA binding.